GCUCCAAAGAACCGGCGCGGGUGCCCGGGGUCCCCGUCCUCUCGACCCUCGCCGGCUGCCCCCUCCUCUCCCCUGAAACAGCGUCCAAGGGAAGGGAAAAGCGGCGAGAGUUGCCAGCACGAAGGUUGAGUUGAACAGUGUUUGAAAGACAAUAUUAUCAUCAUGAAUGCUAAUAAAGAUGAGAAGCCAAGGUCCAGAAGUCAAGAUCUUCACCUUCUUCAUGCUUGGAUGAUGCUAAUCACGACUGUGCUGUUUCUUCCCAUCACUGAAACAUCUAAACAAAAUAUCCCACGUCUCAAGCUAACUUACAAAGACUUGCUGCUUUCAAACAGCUGCAUUCCCUUUUUGGGUUCAUCUGAAGGACUGGAUUUCCGGACUCUUCUUUUAGAUGAGGAGAGGGGCAGGCUGCUCCUAGGAGCCAAGGACCAUGUCUUCCUGCUCAGUCUGGUGGACUUAAACAAAAACUUUAAGAAGAUUUAUUGGCCUGCUGCUAAGGAACGAGGGGAACUAUGUAAAUUAGCUGGAAAAGAUGCCAAUACAGAAUGUGCAAAUUUCAUCCGAGUACUGCAACCUUAUAAUAAGACCCACGUUUAUGUGUGUGGAACCGGAGCAUUUCAUCCACUAUGUGGAUAUAUUGAUCUUGGAGUCAACAAGGAGGAACUCAUAUUUAAACUAGACAUGCACAGCUUGGAGUCUGGCAGACUGAAAUGUCCCUUUGAUCCCCAGCAGCCUUUUGCUUCAGUAAUGACAGAUGAGUACCUCUACUCUGGAACAGCUUCUGAUUUCCUUGGCAAAGACACUGCAUUCACGAGGUCCCUUGGGCUGACACAGGACCACCAUUACAUCAGAACUGACAUUUCAGAACACUACUGGCUCAAUGGAGCAAAAUUUAUUGGAACAUUCCCCAUUCCAGACACUUAUAAUCCAGAUGAUGAUAAAAUAUAUUUCUUCUUUCGGGAAUCAUCUCAGGAAGGCAGCACAUCUGACAGAAGCAUUCUUUCAAGAGUUGGGAGAGUUUGCAAGAAUGAUGUAGGUGGGCAACGAAGUCUGAUAAACAAAUGGACUACUUUUCUUAAGGCGAGACUGAUUUGCUCAAUUCCUGGAAGCGAUGGGGCAGAUACUCAUUUUGAUGAACUCCAAGACAUUUAUUUGCUCCCUACAAGAGAUGAAAGAAAUCCUGUAGUAUACGGAGUCUUUACCACAACCAGCUCCAUCUUCAAAGGCUCUGCUGUCUGUGUGUAUAGCAUGGCUGACAUCAGAGCAGUUUUUAAUGGCCCAUAUGCUCAUAAGGAAAGUGCAGACCAUCGUUGGGUCCAGUAUGAUGGAAGAAUACCUUAUCCCCGACCCGGGACGUGUCCAAGCAAAACCUAUGACCCACUGAUUAAAUCCACCCGAGACUUUCCUGACGAUGUCAUCAGUUUCAUAAGGCGGCACCCGGUGAUGUACAAGUCGGUGUACCCAGUGGCGGGAGCGCCGACCUUCAAGAGAAUCAAUGUGGACUACAGACUGACGCAGAUAGUGGUGGAUCACGUGGUUGCUGAAGACGGACAGUAUGAUGUCAUGUUUCUGGGAACAGACAUUGGAACAGUCCUCAAAGUUGUCAGCAUUUCCAAGGAGAAGUGGAAUAUGGAAGAAGUAGUACUGGAGGAGCUUCAGGUCUUCAAGCACCCAACAGCCAUCUUGAAUAUGGAGCUGUCGCUGAAACAGCAACAGUUGUACAUUGGUUCCUGGGAUGGAUUGGUUCAGCUCUCCUUGCACAGAUGUGACAUUUAUGGGAAAGCAUGUGCAGAUUGCUGUCUUGCCAGAGACCCCUACUGUGCUUGGGAUGGAAAUGCUUGCUCAAGAUAUGCACCCACUUCCAAAAGGCGAGCUAGACGGCAGGAUGUAAAGUACGGGGACCCAAUCACUCAGUGCUGGGACGUAGAAGACAGCAUUAGUCAUGAAACAGCUGAUGAAAAGGUGAUUUUCGGAAUUGAAUUUAAUUCAACCUUUCUGGAGUGUAUGCCUAAAUCCCAGCAAGCCUCUGUUAAGUGGUACAUCCAACGGUCAGGAGACGAACAUCGUGAGGAGUUGAAACCUGAUGAAAGGAUCAUCAAAACGGACUAUGGGCUACUGAUUCGAAGUCUGCAGAAGAAGGACUCUGGGAUGUAUUACUGCAAAGCACAGGAGCACACUUUCAUCCACACCGUAGUGAAGCUGACUUUGAAUGUCAUUGAGAAUGAACAGAUGGAAAAUACCCAGAGGGCAGAGCACCAGGAGGGGCAGGUCAAGGAUCUAUUGGCUGAGUCACGGUUGAGAUACAAAGACUACAUCCAAAUCCUUAGCAGCCCAAACUUCAGCCUGGACCAGUACUGCGAACAGAUGUGGUACAGGGAGAAGCGGAGACAGCGCAACAAGGGAGGCCCAAAGUGGAAGCACAUGCAGGAAAUAAAGAAGAAACGGAAUCGACGACAUCACAGAGACCUGGAUGAGCCCCAUAGAUCUGUGGCUACAGAGUUUUCUAUUUAAUUUAAAGAGGAAAUUAUUUACCUGCCUGCAAAAUACUGUCUUGGUUUGUACAUCCCUCAUGGCAAUUCACACAUGCCUUCCAUGGAAUCUCAUUAAGGCACAGAUUGAUAUACUGAGUAAGACUGCCUAUGGUAAAUACGAAUUCAUCUAAACCAGCUUUUGAGAGCAAAACUUGUAUCAGGAAAGUCAAGAACUGUCCUCAAAAUAGGAGCCUUACAUUUAUAAAUGUUUUAUGUUUUGAAUUUAAUGUCACAUAUAGAAGUAAGCUAAAUUAACAUCUCCAGGUCCAAUGGAAGGUGCUUUCCCCUCAUGCAUAUCCACUACACAUGGAGUUUAUCAUGCAGUUGGCUGUAUUCUUAUAAACAGCUAAGUCAUUUCUUUCUAGAACUGGUGACCUUGUAGGGAUUCGAGGAGAAGCACAAAUCAAAACAGCUUAUGUUAAUAAUAGGAACUUUCUCAAGGAGCCAUCAACCCACACUUAGAGCCAGGUAUGAGAAUUUAGAAAUGUGUAUUCCUUCUUUCAGGCCACAGGCUACAUCUAGUGCACUUCAAAGUGAUUUUAUGAGAGGGUGUUAAUGAUCCCAACAAGGUUCCUUGUGAUUGGUCAAGAGAAAUGGGUUCACAGUUAGAACCUGCUGCUUAAUGGUGUGUUCUAGAAUACAGAAUGAACAAUUCCUGUUUUAAUAACAUGGGGAAAUAUUUUGAUAUAGUGAGAGUGGUAUUAUGUGUAUUGUCUCUCAGAUGGGACUUAGGAGAUGGGCAGAAGGACAGCCAUGAAUUCUGGGGAAAACUUGUAUUGCAUGAGAAGGAAGGGGACCACGCACAAACUAGAUAGAAUGUAAGGGAACUGUUUCCACUGGAGCAUAACUAUCUCCUAACUUGUAAUGUAUCAGUCAAAAACAAUCCAGAUAGAACAAACGGUUAGCAAAAGCUCAUGUGAAAGUAAAAUUUGUAAA
Peromyscus maniculatus bairdii (prairie deer mouse) is the source of this 3464-nucleotide messenger RNA. RefSeq names its product semaphorin 3D (gene Sema3d). Gene Ontology annotation, cellular component: plasma membrane. Gene Ontology annotation, molecular function: semaphorin receptor binding; chemorepellent activity. NCBI's taxonomy places the organism in Eukaryota, Metazoa, Chordata, Mammalia, Rodentia, Cricetidae. The record is from RefSeq and is a predicted model, not a curated record. Gene Ontology annotation, biological process: semaphorin-plexin signaling pathway; axon guidance; positive regulation of cell migration.